Messenger RNA from Oncorhynchus masou masou (cherry salmon), 2990 nucleotides. Its product is annotated as lysosomal alpha-glucosidase-like. Lineage: Eukaryota; Metazoa; Chordata; Actinopteri; Salmoniformes; Salmonidae. The record is from RefSeq and is a predicted model, not a curated record. The transcript is spliced from 9 exons. Gene Ontology annotation, biological process: carbohydrate metabolic process. Gene Ontology annotation, molecular function: alpha-1,4-glucosidase activity. Bases 203 to 1297 code for a protein of 364 amino acids.
CUCAUUUCUCUCUCUCACCUCUCUCUCACCUCUCGUUCUCUCACCUCUCUCUCAUUUCUCUCUCACUUCUCUCUCCUCUCUCUCAUUUCUCUCUCACUUCUCUCUCUCAUUUCUCUCUCUCCCUCUAGGUAUAUUAGGAGGGUUGUUGAGGGCUAAGACUCUGUGUGCCUCUGCUGUCCAGAAGACCUCGUCUCACUACAACAUGCACAGCCUGUAUGGACUUCUAGAAGCGAAGGCCUCGGCACGUGCCCUGAAGCGUAUGUUAGGGAAGAGAGCGUUUGUGAUCUCUCGCUCCACCUUCCCCAGUCAAGGCCAAUACUCUGGACACUGGCUAGGAGACAACAGGAGUCACUGGAAGGACAUGUACACCUCGAUAGCAGGUAUGCUAACCUUUAACCUCCUGGGUGUUCCCCUGGUGGGGGCUGAUAUCUGUGGCUUCAGUGAGCAGACUGAGGAGGAGCUGUGUGUCCGCUGGACUCAGCUAGGAGCCUUCUACCCUUUCACACGCAACCACAACUCUAUCGACCAGAAGCCUCAGGACCCCCCAGCGUUCAGCCCUCGAGCCCGUUCAGCCAUGAAACAGUCUCUGCUGCUCCGCUCCUCUCUGUUCCCUCUGCUCUACACGCUGUUCCACCGCGCACACACACACGGACACACCGUCGCUCGCCCUCUGCUGUUCGAGUUCCCCAAGGACGUGAGAACGUAUGGGAUAGACAGACAGUUCCUAUGGGGGAAGAGUUUGAUGGUGACACCAGUGUUAGAUCCAGGUGUGGACUUUGUUGUGGGCUACUUCCCUCAGGGUCUCUGGUACGACUACUACACGGGUGAUUCUGUCCGUAGUAAAGGAGAAGAGUUGAGGCUCAAGGCUCCUCUAGAGCAUAUCAACCUUCACCUGAGAGAAGGAGCUGUCAUACCUACACAGCGUCCCAACACAACCCUGUUUGUGAGCAGUGGCCAGCCGCUCCACCUCGUGUCCAGUCUGUCUGAAGACGGCUCGGCCGGAGGAGAGCUGUUCUGGGACGACGGAGAGAGCAUCGACACCUUUGAGACCGACCAGUACGCUCACGUAGUGUUCACUGUGGUGAAGAACACGAUGACAUCGGAGGUGCUGCACGACCACGUGGAGGCUUCCUACAUCACCGUGGAAACAGCCUCCUUCUAUGGCGUGAAGGUGGAGCCUACCAGGGUUACGGUCAACUCCCAUGAUGCGGCAUUCACCUACAGAGCCAAUCAGGUGUUGACUGUAACAGAUCUGGGACUGAAUCUCAGUCAGAACUUCACCAUCCGUUGGAUCUAGCAGCUUUUCCCCCAAAAAAUGGAGGAAUGUUUGAUGGGUUUUUCCUUCCCUGACGGUCCCUGCAGCUUUACGCCCCACGGCCGUGACCCAAAUGGCACCCUAUUCCCUAUAUAGUGUACUACCAGGGCUCAAAACACGCUCACUGUGGGACACACCAUGUGUUGCUCCGGGUGGAAUUGAAUCCUGACCUGAACCAUUAGAUACUAACCUAGGACCAGAUUACCCUCCUACAAUCCUGACCUGAACCAUUAGAUACUAACCUAGGACCAGAUUACCCUCCUACAAUCCUAACCUGAACCAUUAGAUACUAAUCUAACCACUGAUCUAGGACCAGAUUACCCUCCUACAAUGCUAACCUGAUCCAUUAGAUACUAACCACUGAUCUAGGACCAGUGUCUAGGACUGGGUUCCCCAACUGGUUUCAUUUGACCCCCUCCCAAGUUUUCUGAGCAUAUUUUUUAUUUUUUAAUUUUUUAAUCAAGACAAGAUAUUUCAUUUUUAUUGUUAGACAUUAAAAAAACCUGCUAUUUUUAUUUUGUAAAUGUGUUCCCAGGUAUUCCCAGGCAUAGUAGAGAGACACGUGAUUGUAUACAAAUGUUUGAAACAAACAAGGUUUGAAAUUAUUGUUUUCGUCAAAUGAUUUUAUCUGUUUGUUUGGGCUUGUUGCAGUGAAAUUACAGUUUACAAAUGAUUUGUAAUUAUUUUCCGGACCCAACUAUCCGCUCACAAAACAUAUUGGCCCAUGGCUACUACUUCCUUCCUGUCUGAGUCUAGUUGAUGAUCCCUGGUCUAGGGAGCUACUUCCUCCCUGUCUGAAUCUAGUUGAUGAUCCCUGGUCUAGGGGACUACUACUUCCUUCCUGUCUGAGUCUAGUUGAUGGUCCCUGGUCUAGGGAGCUACUUCCUCCCUGUCUGAGUCUAGUUGAUGAUCCCUGGUCUAGGGGACUACUACUUCCUUCCUGUCUGAGUCUAGUUGAUGAUCCCUGGUCUAGGGGACUACUACUUCCUUCCUGUCUGAGUCUAGUUGAUGAUCCCUGGUCUAGGGGACUACUACUUCCUUCCUGUCUGAGUCUAGUUGAUGAUCCCUGGUCUAGGGGACUACUACUUCCUUCCUGUCUGAGUCUAGUUGAUGAUCCCUGGUCUAGGGGACUACUACUUCCUUCCUGUCUGAGUCUAGUUGAUGAUCCCUGGUCUAGGGGACUACUUCCUCCCUGUCUGCUGAAACUGUGCCAAAAAAUUGUCUGUCCCAAAUACCACCCUAUUCCCUAUAGUGUACUACUAAUGACCAGGGCCCUUGUAUAUAGGGUAUAGGGUGCCAUUUUUGGGACAGGUAUAGUCUCUGUGAAGCUUUAUAGUGGUGGUGAUAGUAUUUUCCCCCCCAUGUGACAGGUAGGCCUACAUUUACUGAGGCACAGCCUGUGCUGCAGUAAUAUAAAGACAGAAUGGGCUGUAAUUUACCCGUCUCUCGCCGGCUUUCAGGGUCACCUUGUUUUUUUUAAUUGUAAAUAUUUUUAAUUUUUAUUUCCGGCUGCAGAGUUUUAAAACUGCUUGUCACUCGAAUAUCGUUGCUUUAAAUCAUUCAAAAUAUUAUGAAAGGUAUUUGUCAGCCUGCUAAUUAUACGUAAGGCCCUAUUUUAUUAUAUUACCAAAGUUAAAAUAAAAUCAGCUCGCCUCUACGAGCUGCAUGUCUCUUC